CUUACCACAACCUUUAGUCUGAUCUCUUCAAUCAAUCUCUGAGUUUCAAGUUCAUCUAAUAUGGAACCACCGAAUGACUCUAGUUUUUCCGUCAACAGGUCGCUGCAUAAGCAAUUUAUGAGACAGGGAUUCAGCCCCAUUGUCCCUGUCAACCAGGGGAUGAGAGCUUACUUCGAUGAAGCUGACCUUGAAGACCCUGAGCCUUGGCUCCUCAAACCCGAAGUUCCAUCGUCUAGCGAGGUAAUGGGAACUGAAUCCGACACUGAAUUCAUUGAUUUGUUGCCGAACCGGAUCAUAGGUCCCUGGAAAUCAAAGACUGAGUACCUAAAAGCCCAUUAUGAGUUGCUUAGAGAAGACUCAGUCGCUCCACUACGUGAUGCCGUAGCAUACGUCCGAGAAGAUCCUCAGAUGCAAGAUUCUCGUACCGUAUUUGUCUACGACAAGGUUCACAUUGUGGGCAUUACCUUCUCACCACAAGGUCUAGCUUUUCGGAUUAGAUUCUCUAGCAAUAGAUCGGGGAAGAACAUUGUCUGGGAAUACUCUAAGAGACUAGUCACUGGUACCAUUGUGGCACUUUCGCCUGUAAAUGAUGUGUUCAAAAGAGAGUGUGUCGUUGCCGUCGUUGCAGCUCGACCAUUAGACCAGUUAAAACAGCAGCCCUCAGAGAUUGACAUCUACUUUGCGCAGCCUGAAGAUGCAGACUUCGAUCCUCAUCAAGAAUGGAUUAUGGUUGAGGCCAGAACUGGUUACUACGAGUCCAUGAGACACACAAUGACAGCUUUGCAGAAAAUGAACCGAGAAAGAUUUCCCCUGGCCGAACACAUCUGCUUUCUCAAUCCAAAGAUCAAUGCCCCAGAGUACAUCAAAGCAAACGCUGUCAUGGACAUACAAUCAGCUAUUGAUCCAUUAGGAGAAGGAAGUCCAAUCAAUGUUCUAGAGAGAUGGCCUAAGUGUCCUAUAGGCGAUUUGGAUACCACGCAAUGGAGAGCCUUGCAUCGAAUGCUUACGAAGAGCUUUGCCAUUGUUCAAGGGCCCCCAGGCACCGGAAAGACGUUCGUCUCGGUUAUUGCGUUGAGAAUCAUGCUUUCCAACAUAAGAACAGGCGACCCUCCCAUUAUAAUUGCAUCUCAGACAAACCAUGCGCUAGAUCAGCUCCUGGCGCAUGUUUCUCAUUUUGAAAGGGACUACAUUCGCUUGGGAGGCAGAAGUGAUGAUCCAGAGAUAAAGAGGCGCACCCUUUAUGCCAUCAGGCAACAGGAACCAGUUGUCACAGUCCAUGGUAGCGUACUUGGGCAAGCCCAAAGGCGAUAUAGGGGGUUCCAUCAGACAAUCGCCGAGCUCUUGCGGGACUUCAAUGCCGAGAACGCCGACACACCCCUUCCAUCUGAUCUUUUUGCAAAAUAUGGCCUACUAACAGCUACACAGUGUAAGUCUCUUGUGAAGGGCGCAAAGGGCUGGGUACGACCUGGCGAUAAAAACGGGGCUGAUCCCUUAUCGGCGUGGCUUGGAGAGCAAGUGGUACAGUUCGAGGUGCAUUACACAGCAGAUAACUUUGGCUUUGAGGACGACGAGAUCGAUUUGGAGUAUGAGCAGCUUAAAGAGUUAGAAGCUGAGCAGGGGAUAGAAGAUGAUGACUACGAGAGUCUCAAAGGACCGUUCAUUUGUCUUCAAGAAGGGUUCUGUGGACAAGAUGCGUCGGUCUCGGAAAACACUAGUCGGAGGUACCUUAAGGAGCCCGACAUGUGGAAAAUACCAGUCAAAGCACGCGGAGCAGUCUAUGAUCUCCUUCGGAAGCUAGCUAAGUUUCAGAUCAGACAGAAAUUCCGAAGCUUGGCUACCCUUUACACACGCAAUUGCAAAGACCUCCGCAUCGGGAAGUGGGAACGAGACAAUUACAUCCUCCAGAACACUAAGGUGAUUGGGGUGACAACAACCGGCCUUAGCAAGUAUCGGGCUCUUAUAUCGAGUCUGAAGCCGAAGGUUGUUUUAAUAGAAGAAGCAGCGGAAGCUAUUGAAGCACCGAUAGCAGCUGCUUGUCUCGAUUCUCUUCAGCAUAUGAUCCUUGUGGGCGAUCAUAAACAACUAAGGGGAAGCUGCUCAGUGAAGGACCUUGAGAGUGAACCAUUCUUUCUAGACAUUUCAAUGUUCGAGAGACUAGUGCAUAACGGGAUUAAAUACGAAAUUUUGAGGAAACAGAGACGGAUGGCUCCAGAGAUACGUCGAUUGUUGGAGCCAAUUUACGGCGAACUUCAAGACCACCCAUCCGUACUUGAACGCCCUAAAGUGCCUGGAAUGGGGAAUGUUCGAUCAUACUUCUUUUCUCAUAACUGGCCAGAGAGUCAUGACAGCUUAGCUUCGAAGUUCAAUGAGAAGGAGGCGGAAAUGAUUCUAGGGUUCUUUAUCCACCUAGUGCUCAAUGGCGUUGCGGUUAAGGACAUUACUGUCCUAACAUUCUAUAAUGGCCAGAGAAAGAAACUGCUCAAGUUGUUCAAGGAUAGCUCCUACCUCCAGGGCCAUUAUGUGAAUGUUUCAACUGUCGACUCAUUUCAGGGUGAAGAGAACGAGGUUGUCAUCCUAUCCCUGGUCAGGAGCGGCAAGCCCAGCAUUGGGUUUCUGUCCGUAGAAAACAGGGUCUGCGUUGCGCUUUCGCGUGCUAAAAGCGGCUUCUACCUCUUUGGAAAUUCCACAACGCUCGCUGACGUAGAUCCUCUCUGGUGGCAAUUGGUCACUAUCAUGGGGAGCAAGAACCCAACACGGCGACUUGGGUUUAACCUACCUUUGACGUGUAUGAAGCAUGACAAUGUGAUAUAUAGGAAAGAUCCCUCCGAGUGGGAGACCGCCUACGGGGGCUGUGAUCUUCCAUGCAACGAACGUCUCGGAUGUGGCCACCGGUGUCCUCUCCCAUGUCAUAGCUUUUCUCAUGAUCGAGUCAAAUGCAAUGAGGUAUGUGACCGACGGAUGCGGUGCGGCCACAGAUGUGACAAACGCUGCUACGGACCCCAUGUAUGUUCCUGUGGGUGUCGACUGAGCUUCGCGAUCGACCAUGACUCGGAGAAUUUGGAAGGCUUGCCUUCUAGAACCAAUAGUGGCAUAUGUGAGGAAGAGAGUCUACGUCAAGCUGCGGUUCGAAAGUACCAAGCUUUUGCGAACGGAGGUGCCAAGGAGCAGGACGCACACUUUUCCAGAAUGGCCGAGUUAGAGAAGUAGUGCAGAAGUUAGGUACGAUGCAAGGUGAUAUUACUGUGUAUCAGCUAGGUGAGAAUGUCUCUUUAUAUUCUCCAUUCGCUGUGGUCCCCGGAUAAUAUAUUUCAGGAAUCGAGGAAAUAAAUUGAUGCAUAAGCCUAACACCAUAGAGCG
Aspergillus alliaceus is the source of this 3357-nucleotide messenger RNA. RefSeq names its product putative DEAD box helicase involved in nonsense mediated decay. Gene Ontology annotation, molecular function: helicase activity. The transcript is spliced from 3 exons. Gene Ontology annotation, biological process: regulatory ncRNA-mediated heterochromatin formation. The record is from RefSeq and is a predicted model, not a curated record. The coding region runs from base 61 to 3207 and encodes 1048 amino acids. Lineage: Eukaryota; Fungi; Ascomycota; Eurotiomycetes; Eurotiales; Aspergillaceae. Gene Ontology annotation, cellular component: nuclear RNA-directed RNA polymerase complex.